This is a messenger RNA of Pneumocystis jirovecii RU7, 2303 nucleotides long. Its product is annotated as origin recognition complex subunit 4. The transcript is spliced from 6 exons. NCBI's taxonomy places the organism in Eukaryota, Fungi, Ascomycota, Pneumocystomycetes, Pneumocystales, Pneumocystaceae. Bases 41 to 2260 code for a protein of 739 amino acids. Gene Ontology annotation, cellular component: nucleus; nuclear origin of replication recognition complex. Gene Ontology annotation, biological process: DNA replication initiation; DNA replication. The record is from RefSeq and is a predicted model, not a curated record. Gene Ontology annotation, molecular function: DNA replication origin binding.
CAAUAAUAGUGCUAUUAAAAAAGUCUAUAAACCAGUAAUUAUGAAAAAAUAUUCAUAUUUUUCCUCUUUAGAUAGACAAAAUGAAAAUGUAGCCAUUUUUUCUGAGGAAAGAAAAGUGAAAAAAAGAAAAAAAGAACAAGAAAUAAAAAAAACACCAAUUAAACAGUCUUUAGGAUAUCACUAUGAAAUUCGGAAAACUAAGAAACAUAAUAAUCAAUUCAGACAAGAUACUGAAAAUUCUUUACUAUAUACCGAUGAAGAAGACGAGUUAACAGCAGAUCAAUCUACUAUACCAAAAAAGCACUAUUUUUAUGAAAAAUAUAAAAAUAAAAAAAAAAUUGCAAAAGUGCUUAUAAAGACUUCAAAUAAGCAUGAAAAAAGAGAUGAUUGUGGUGAUAUAUUUGACCUUUUGAAUACAGAGACGUCUGGAAUAACUAGAAAAAGAAGAAAGAAAAAAAAGAUAGAAACUUUUUUUCAGGAAGCAUCUUAUUCAGAAAAUAGCAGUAUUGGUGAUUGUAUAGAAGUUGAUUUAUCAGGUAGUGCAUAUGAGAAACCAGAUGAAUUAUAUUUUUUAAAUUCAAAUAUUGAGUCUUUUCAAAAAAAAUAUGAUUCUACUGAUAUGAUUUCUGAUGAUCCUUUGACGUCGCCUUUUAUAAAUCUAGAUGUCCAAAAUAUUAAAAAGAAACGUAUAAAGCCAUUAAAAACGGUAAAUAAAAAGACGUUAAUAAAUUUUGAUAAUACUAUAGAACCAGAUCCUGUUGAUCAUAGUACAGAAAAGGAUUUGAUUAUAGUUGAGAGUACUCCGAAAUCUUCUGAAAGUUUUUAUAAAGAAAUUAGCUAUGAAUACAAAAAAAAAAAUACUUUAGAAAAUAAAUCGAUUAUUAAUAAUUUUAAAAAUCAUAUUUUGGAAAAGCUUACUGGAAGGAAAUAUGCACCAAUUAUUGGGUUGGACCUGGAAUAUAAGAAAUUACGUGAGUUGCUUUAUCAAACUAUUAAUAUGGGAGAAAGUAACUCUUGCUUAAUUAUUGGACCGAAAUCUUGCGGAAAAUCUAAUAUUCUUGAUACAGCAAUUGUUAGUCUUAGCGAGUUUUCCUCACACUUUUUUGUUGUACGACUAAACGGGAUAAUUCAAACAGAUGAUAAACUUGCAUUAAGGGAAAUUGCAAGACAAUUGAAUGUAGAAAUGAAUUUAGAUGUUCAAGAGAAUUCUAGCUUUUCAGAUAAUUUGUUUAAAAUUUUGACUAUUUUAUCGCAUCCUAAGGAACUUAAUCUUAUUAAUGACGAUAAUUUUUUUGAUGAAUCUGACACAUAUCAUAGUACUUUAUCAUCAAAUAACAUAACUUCUGUUUCUGUAAUUUUUAUAUUAGAUAAUUUUGAUCUUUUUAUACAACAUCAUCGUCAAACUCUUUUAUAUAAUUUAUUCGAUAUAUCUCAAACAAAAAAGGCACCUAUAGCAGUUAUUGGGUUAACAUCUACAUUGGAUUCAGUAGAAUCUCUUGAAAAAAGAGUUAAAAGUAGAUUUAGUCAUAGAAUAAUUCAAAUUAAAUAUCCCGAUAAUCUUGAAUUAUUUAUUAAAAUUUGUCGUGCUGGUUUAACUAUUGAUUAUGAACUUUCAUCUGAUGAUUUUUUAAAAGAAAAAGAAUUACAAUUUAUCAAGGACUGGAAUAGGCAUGUUGAUGAUUUGUUUGAAAAAGGAAAUGUGGUUUAUAAACUUGUAGAAGGAAUAUUUAUGACAUCCAAAGAUGUUAAGGAAUUUUAUUCGCAUUGUAUAAUACCUGUUACAUCAUUAUCUGCAUCUUCAUUUAACUUACAAGAAAAUAUGUUUUUUUCUCGAAAUCUUUUUCAUUCAUUUACCAAAACAGAGCUUUUAAAUGGAAUUUCAUUGCUACAAUUUUCAUUAUUAGUGUGUGCAGCAAAAAUUGAUACACGAGAUACUAAUACUUUUAAUUUCAAUAUGGUAUAUAAGGAAUAUCACGAUCUUGUUACAAAGUCUGCAUCAUCAUCUACUUAUUCAAUUGUUAAAAAUUCUUCAAUUAGACUCUGGGAAAGAGAUAUUCUUCUUGAUGCUUGGGAGAAAUUAUGCGAUCUCAAUUUCCUUCAGCCUUCCGAUACUACCCUUUCAAAAUCAUCCAGCGGUUUGGAUCGUGAAUACCGGAUGUACCAUAUCGAAAUUACACUUAUUGAUCUUAUUUCUUACAUGGACAAAGUAAAAACAAUACCAACCAUUUUAAAAAGAUGGUCUAAAGAGGUUAUUGCUUAAACACUAAUAGUCUUUAAAUACAAAAAACAUUCACAUUAUUUUA